Molecule: messenger RNA, 1685 nt
Organism: Astrephomene gubernaculifera
Lineage: Eukaryota; Viridiplantae; Chlorophyta; Chlorophyceae; Chlamydomonadales; Astrephomenaceae
Source: the annotation of a GenBank genome assembly
ACAAGCAGUUGUCCACUGCUUCGCCUCGAUCGUAAUAUAUAUAUUAGCAGCCAUGGCCGCCACCGUUCCUGCUCGCUGGGAGGGCGUUCAGCGCGUGUACUCCAGCCAGGAUGUGGAGAAGCUGCGUGGCUCUAUUAAGAUCGAGUACACCGUCGCCCGCCUGGGUGCUGAGCGCCUUUGGCAGCUGCUGCACACCGAGCCCUACAUUCCGGCGCUCGGCGCUAUGACCGGUGGUCAGGCCGUCGAGUCGGUUGCGGCCGGCCUGAAGGCCAUCUACCUGUCUGGCUGGCAGGUUGCCGCCGAUGCCAACUCGGCUCUGCAGACCUACCCGGACCAGUCUCUGUACCCGGUCGACUCGGUGCCCCGCAUUGUUACGCGCAUCAACAACGCCUUCGAGCGCAUGGACCAGAUGCAGCACUCCGAGGGCAAGAGCGACAUCCACUGGUUCGCCCCCAUCGUUGCCGAUGCUGAGGCUGGCUUCGGUGGCAACCUGAACGCCUACGAGCUGAUGAAGGCCAUGAUUGCGGCCGGCGCCGCUGGCGUGCACUUCGAGGACCAGCUGGCCUCCGCUAAGAAGUGCGGCCACAUGGGUGGCAAGGUGCUGGUUCCCACCGGCGAGUUCGUGCAGAAGCUGCAGGCUGCCCGCCUGGCUGCUGACGUCAUGGACGUGCCCACCCUCAUCGUGGCCCGCACUGAUGCUCUGGGUGCUUACCUGCUCACCAGCGAUGCUGAUGAGCGCGACAAGGCCUUCAUGACCGGUGAGCGCACCGCUGAGGGCUUCUUCCGCGUGCGUGGUGGCAUUGACGCCGCUAUUGCCCGUGGCCUGGCUUACGCUCCUUACGCUGACCUGGUCUGGUUCGAGACCGGCGAGCCCAACAUGGAGGAGGCCAAGAAGUUCGCUGAGGCCAUCCACGCCAAGUACCCUGGCAAGCUGCUGGCCUACAACUGCUCGCCGUCGUUCAACUGGAAGAAGAAGCUGUCCGAUGAGGACAUUGCCCGCUUCCAGGCCACCCUGGGCAGCUGGGGCUUCAAGUUCCAGUUCAUUACUCUGGCCGGCUUCCACGCCCUGAACUUCUCGAUGUUCAGCCUGGCCAAGGACUACGCCCAGCGCGGCAUGUCUGCCUACGCUGAGCUGCAGUCCAACGAGUUCGCUGCCGAGAAGGACGGCUACCGCGCCACUACCCACCAGAAGUUUGUGGGCACCGGCUACUUCGACCUGAUCAGCAACGUGAUUAGCCAGGGCACCUCGUCGGUGUGCGCGCUCAAGGGCAGCACGGAGGAGGAGCAGUUCGAGCACUAAGCAGACGGUCGGACACGUUCCAAUGCUUGCAUGGUGUGGGCGGGGUUUAUGGGGGUUUUCUCGCGACCCUGUAACCCCAGCGCGACUCCCCUUAAGGUUCAUGUAUGGGGACGUUUCGGGUAGGACUUGGAUACCGGUACUCUGUCCAGAAGUUCGGUCCUUUCACUUGCUGAGUUCAGGUGACAGAUGUUAUGCAGGGUGAUGUAUGUGUUCAUGAUUUGUUUGCUUCUUGACUGCAGCAUUUUGGGUGCGCAUUGCGCCCAAGUACACCAACCGGUGUUUUUUCCGGGGCGGAAAGCCCGUGCUAAAGUGGGCAGCAACGCCCCAUGGUGAACGAUAUCUACGCCUUGUAUAACAUGGUGUAUAUGUAAGGAAUGAUUAUGCA